AUGCCAUACUCAACCCUUCAAUUCGAUAGUUGUCUGAGUAUUCUCCCUUGUUGAAAGGCAUGGCCUUCAGAUGCUUGUCUCCUCGCCGCCUUACCUACUGUUUCCUCUUCUUACUCCUCGAGGUAGUGGUGAUCAACGCCAACGAUAAUGAGGAAGUCCGGUCUCUGCUCGACAAUUCUGAAAACAGGAUACGCCAUUGCAGGGGAGGCGAGCCAAACAAUAGCUGCUGCAAAGGUAUUAGCUAUGUCCUCCAAAGAGAAAAGUGCCAGGGCACCUGCCGCCGCCUCAACGAUAUCAGCCACCCCCAGUUGACCCAAAAAUGCUAUAGCAGUGGGCUGUGCCUGCGUUGUGCAGGUUGCUCCUGCGCCAGUCCUUGA
Spirodela intermedia is the source of this 377-nucleotide messenger RNA. The record is from the annotation of a GenBank genome assembly. NCBI's taxonomy places the organism in Eukaryota, Viridiplantae, Streptophyta, Magnoliopsida, Alismatales, Araceae.